AUGAAUGCGACUAAAGAAUUGACCUUUAAUUUAUUGAAUAAAUUUCAAGAUAAGGAGAGGUUCGGAUCUGCGCAAAGGCAUGCUGGAAUCUCAUUGAAAGGGUUUAUAUCUGGUAUACUGUUUUCUUUUUUGUACUUUUUGUUUCAGUUAUCACUCUUUAUUGUUUUAAGAUCAAGAUUCAAGACUAUAUACCAAGCCAACGUUGUCCUGAAGAUUUUUCCAGGCUUCAAAGUUUGCUUUGCCAGAAAACAAGGAAAAAAGCAUUGGUCACUAUUUACAUUUCUUAAACAACUUCCAAGAAAAGUGUUAAAUCCAAUCGAAAACUUCGGCCAAAAUGAAAGAUAUGGGUUGGAUAACUAUUUAUUUCUGCGAUUUCUCAAGCUCCUAAUAUUCUUUUUUGCAGUCUUAUCUAUUAUCAACAUUCCAAUAUUGGUUCCAAUUCAUUAUUUUUCCAAAAACAUUCUGAAAGAUAGUGAAGAUGAAGGUUAUGGGAAAACUUUUAGGACAACAAGUAAACUCGACAAGUGGACCAUGUCAAAUUUAUCACAAAAUUCUUCGAAUAGGCUAGUUUGCCAUCUGUUUUUGAGUAUCUUUGUUGUACUCUGGUUUCACGUUAUUCUUUCUUCGGAGCUAAGAUUUGUCAAUCAAUUGGGGUACUCUGUUUUAACGAAAAGUAAAUAUCAGAAUAUCUUAUAUUUGGAAGGACUAUCAAAUAAAUCGAUUGCCCAAAAUAUCUUCCUAGAGGGAUUCUUUAAAGGGUUACAUCCUGAUUGUUUAGAUAUGGUAUACUUUAUUCCAAAAAACUUGAGAAAAGUUCACAAUUUAGAACUAAAACUAAAUAAAUUACAAAAGUCAAAAGAACAGAUUAUUUUCGAGAUCGUAUUAGAAAAAUACUUUAAAAGAGUUUCAAUACACAAACACUUGAUAGCAAAUCAUAAGAAAUUUUUCCUUUCGAAACUGAAAAACCAUCUAUUAUUUCAAUAUAAAAGGCUGUUGUUUUUAUUUCAAUCUCGUAUUCCAUAUUAUUAUUCGAAAAUUGGUCUACAUUGGGAAAAAUCAAACACAUUGCCAUUAUAUUACCCUAAACCGAGCCUGAACACAGAAACUAUAUUGGAAAGAAAAUAUAGGAUCCUUGAUAAAAGAAUACGGAAGGAAAAGCUAAUCAAAUUUCAAAUAAACUCUUUGAAAACAGCUCCAGAAACCAAACCAUCACAUCCUGCUGAUAAAUCGCCAAUGACAAAUCUUUACACGGAUAAAAUAUUCAUUAGCUUCAAAUCAACGAUAUUAUCAAACAUCAUAGGUGAGCUACUUUCAUAUAGGCUACCAACCCAAAAUUUAAAAGUAAUAAUAGGGCCCAACAUUGAGGAUAUAAUUUGGGGAAAUAUCCUCGAGUCAUCUCCCUUUUGCAAAAGCGCUAAAUAUCUUUUGGCAAAUAUUCUGCGAGUUUUUGUGAUUAUUGGGUGGAUUUUACCUGUUGCGUUUCUCGGUUUGAUAUCACAAAUACCAAACAUUUCCUCACUGAUUCCAUUUACAAAAAUCAUUUAUUUUCAAUCCCCAUUCAUAAGAGAAGUUGCGAAGAAUUUGAUUCCGAUAGUAACUUUGAUAAUAAUAAUAGAAAUUGUACCGUACUUUUUUCGUUGGUUGAGUUAUCUUCGGGGAUUGAAAACGGGAGCACAGAUAGAAGCUGAUGUACAGCAUUGGUAUUUUGUCUUUGUGUUUAUUCACCUGUUUCUAGUGGUUACAAUAUCAUCAGGAUUUUCUAUAAUUAUUGAAAGACUUCUUAACAAUCCUGUCAGUAUACCCGCACUUUUGGCUAAUGAUUUACCCAAAUGCUCCAACUUUUUCUGUUCUUUUAUUUUGAUUAGAGGAAUGGCUUAUGCAGGUGGCAACUUAUUAAGAAUAAAGGAACUCCUCCUUGAGCUGCUUUAUUAUAGAUGGAAAAAAAAUAGUCCACAUGCUCAAUUUAAGAGGUUAAAAACAUCUUUAUUUUUCCAGCUAGGAUCUAUUUACCCUAUUUUUUCAGUCCUGGGUUGUAUCGGCAUCAUAUAUAGCGUUGUUGCUCCUAUUAUAUUAUUACUAAGUUGCGUUUCGUUUUUGAUGGUAUUCUUUUCCUUUAGCUAUCUGUUCGAGUACCAAUAUAACAGAGAGAAUUACUCUGAAACGUUCGGUAAAUUAUACAUACAGGCUCUAAUGCAAUUAUACGCGGGUAUUUAUUUCAUGGAGUUUUGUUUAAUGGGUCUCUUUACACUUUUCGAUCAAUACACAUUGUCAACUAUAAUGCUAGUUGUCUUUAUUUUGACAGUAAUAACGCACUCUAAAAUUUCCAGGCAAAUAAGAUCGAAGCCUCAACGCAUGCCAACUUUAGAAUAUUUGUCGAGUUUGACACAGGAAACAAAGAGCCAAUUCUGUCAAGAGAGCUAUAGUUUUGAUGAUCUUUUCUCAGUUCAUAAGGAUAUGGAUAAAAUCUGGCUGCCGAGGGACAAACUAGGAAUUUCUGAGGAAGAGCAAUCUUUUUUGGAAAAGUCUUAUCACCUAAAUUUCGAUCUGAAUAUGUAUUCCAUGAAUUUAUUCACUGAUAGUCACUUGGAGAAUAACUACUUGCCUUAA
Saccharomyces mikatae IFO 1815 is the source of this 2607-nucleotide messenger RNA. RefSeq names its product Spo75p (gene SPO75). The coding region runs from base 1 to 2607 and encodes 868 amino acids. NCBI's taxonomy places the organism in Eukaryota, Fungi, Ascomycota, Saccharomycetes, Saccharomycetales, Saccharomycetaceae. The transcript has a single exon. Gene Ontology annotation, cellular component: plasma membrane. Gene Ontology annotation, molecular function: calcium-activated cation channel activity. The record is from RefSeq and is a predicted model, not a curated record.